Messenger RNA from Plasmopara halstedii, 777 nucleotides. Its product is annotated as s-formylglutathione hydrolase. The transcript is spliced from 3 exons. Gene Ontology annotation, biological process: formaldehyde catabolic process. The record is from RefSeq and is a predicted model, not a curated record. The coding region runs from base 1 to 777 and encodes 258 amino acids. Gene Ontology annotation, molecular function: S-formylglutathione hydrolase activity. Gene Ontology annotation, cellular component: cytosol. NCBI's taxonomy places the organism in Eukaryota, Oomycota, Peronosporomycetes, Peronosporales, Peronosporaceae.
AUGAAGUUUAGCAUCUUCUUGCCACCUAGCGCUAGCGACAGUCACAAAGUGCCUGUUCUCUUCUACUUGGCUGGGCUUACAUGCACCGACGAGGUAUUGUUUGUCAAGGCACCUGAAGCACAAAAGGUGGCAGCCACUCGAGGUAUUGCCAUCGUGACAACCGACACGAGUCCACGUGAUGUGAGCAUUCCUGGUGACGAAGACAGUUGGGACUUUGGUACGGGUGCUGGUUUUUACGUGGAUGCCACGGAGCCUAAAUGGGAUGAGCACUACCGCAUGUAUUCAUACGUAAGUAAGGAGCUGCCGGCUCUUAUCACUGCCAACUUCCCAGUGCAAGAAGAUCGACAGUCCAUCAUGGGACACUCAAUGGGUGGACAUGGCGCUCUAGUGCUUGGAAUUCGCAAUCCAACUCAGUACCAGUCCAUUUCUGCAUUUGCACCCAUUUCACAUCCAAGGCAGUGUCCAUGGGGAAUAAAAGCAUUUACUGGCUACCUUGGUGUAGACCAGGAAAGCUGGAAGCAGUACGAUGCCACGCAGCUCAUGCUUAGCCACGGCCCAAUUCCUCAAUCGAUUUUGAUCGACCAAGGCCGCGAAGACACUUUUCUGCAAGAGAAGCAGUUACUACCUGAAGCAUUUGCAGCGGCAUGCGAAUCGGUUGGUCAAAAAGUCACGCUUCGAAUGCAAGAUGGAUAUGAUCAUAGUUACUAUUUUAUUGCAUCUUUCAUCGAAGAUCAUAUAAAUCAUCACGCGGAUGCUUUACUUUGUGUAAAGACAUAA